This is a messenger RNA of Cyprinodon variegatus (sheepshead minnow), 2591 nucleotides long. It is a transcript of the gene oxsr1b, whose product is annotated as serine/threonine-protein kinase OSR1-like. Bases 45 to 1652 code for a protein of 535 amino acids. Lineage: Eukaryota; Metazoa; Chordata; Actinopteri; Cyprinodontiformes; Cyprinodontidae. The transcript is spliced from 18 exons. Gene Ontology annotation, biological process: protein phosphorylation. Gene Ontology annotation, molecular function: protein serine/threonine kinase activity; ATP binding. The record is from RefSeq and is a predicted model, not a curated record.
CACUUUUCUACAGAUAAUAACAGCCUUAGCAGACUCUCUCAGCCAUGUCCGAGGACCCGAGCUCCCAACCCUGGUCCAUCAACAAAGAUGAUUACGAGCUCCUGGAGGUGAUCGGGAGUGGAGCCACAGCAGUGGUCCAGGCAGCCUACUGUACACCCAGAAAAGAGAAGGUUGCCAUCAAACGCAUCAACCUAGAGAAGUGCCAGACCAGUAUGGAUGAACUCCUGAAAGAGAUUCAGGCCAUGAGCCAGUGCCACCACCCCAACAUUGUUUCUUACUACACAUCCUUUGUUGUGAAGGAUGAACUGUGGCUGGUUAUGAAGCUGCUCAGUGGGGGUUCAGUGCUGGAUGUGAUCAAGCACAUUAUCUCACGCGGCGAGCACAAGAACGGCGUCCUGGACGAGGCCAGCAUAGCCACCGUGUUGAAAGACGUGCUCGAGGGAUUGGAGUACCUACACAAGAACGGGCAAAUCCACAGAGAUCUCAAGGCUGGAAACAUUCUCCUUGGAGAUGAUGGUUCCGUGCAGAUUGCAGACUUUGGCGUCAGUGCCUUUUUAGCCACAGGUGGUGACAUGACCCGAAACAAAGUGCGCAAGACGUUUGUGGGAACGCCAUGCUGGAUGGCGCCAGAGGUCAUGGAGCAGGUGAGGGGUUAUGAUUUCAAAGCAGAUAUUUGGAGUUUUGGAAUCACAGCUAUUGAGCUAGCCACUGGAGCUGCACCUUAUCACAAAUACCCACCAAUGAAGGUCUUGAUGCUGACGCUGCAGAAUGACCCACCAUGUCUGGAGACUGGUGUGACAGAUAAGGAGAUGGUAAAAAAAUAUGGCAAAUCUUUCAGGAAGAUGAUCUCCCUGUGUCUACAGAAGGAACCAGAGAAAAGGCCAACAUCAUCAGAAUUAUUGAAGCAUAAAUUCUUUCAGAAAGCAAAGACCCACGAAUAUUUGCAUGAGAAGUUGAUCCAAAGGGCUCCAACAAUAACAGAGAGAUCAAAAAAGGUACGACGAGUGCCUGGUUCCAGUGGGCGGCUCCAUAAAACGAUGGAUGGGGAAUGGGAAUGGAGCGACGACGAGCUCGAUGAAGAAAGCGAGGAAGGCAGACUAGCUGUUGCAGCUUUAAGAUCACCAAGAGUUAAGGAAAUUUCUCAAAAUUCAGAGCUUUUCCAGACUCCUGAGCCUUUAAGUAGUCACCUCCAGGCAGUGUCCCAAGGUCAGGCUGAACUACCUCAGGCUGCAAGCCAACCCUGCCUGCAGCCCACGCAAGUCAACACUCACCCCUCUGCCCAGGCUGGAUCGCCGCCACCCAGUGUUCCUGCUGCUGCUGUCGUGCCCACUCAGAUUGAAAUAGCCUGUGAAGAUGUUAGCACUCCCAUUAGUUUGGUAUUAAGGUUAAGAAAUUCAAAGAAGGAGCUGAAUGACAUCCGCUUUGAAUUCAUGCCAGGAAGAGACACAGCAGAUGGAGUGUCCCAGGAGCUGGUGUCAGCAGGUCUGGUGGAUGGGAGGGACUUGGUAAUAGUUGCUGCUAAUUUGCAGAAGAUUGUCGAUGAGCCUCAAGGUCAUAAAAAUGUAACAUUCAAACUGGCUUCUGGGGUGGAAGGAUCUGAAAUACCAGAUGACAUCAAGCUGAUGGGCUUUGCUCAGCUUAGCAUUAGUUAAACUGUUGUUCUACAUGGAACCAUGACUUGCCUAAAAAUGUGAAAAUGGAAAAAAAAAAUAGUUUAAUGCAUUUUUUCUCUUUCCAUGGCUGUAAAGAACCACUACUGCCAAAGAAAAUAAUACCAUUUUGCUACCCAUAGGAUUAUACAAUACCACCUUGUGGGAUUAGGUGGUCAGCCGUAGUAUCAGAACUGUAGUGGGAGAAUCAAAGCUCAAAGUUUACAGUGUACAUGUAGAGGGAUGCGAGCAUCUGCAAGAAAAUGUUUUCAUUUUAGAUUCUGGGUUCCUUCAUCUUGUUAUUAUCUCAUUUCUAUGUCAUGCAUUUGCACAAUCGGAUCCAACACUCCCUAAUCCCACGUAAUCCCGGUAAGUGUAAUUGCCUUAUAAUCAUAAGAACUACUGAAUGCUCAUUUCGUUUCACCCCAUGUGGAGCGUAGUGUCAUUUGAAAUGCACAAACGUGGCUGCGGGUGCUGAUGCCAAACUUUAAACUUUUGUUUUGUGAGUACGAAUGAGAUGGAAAAUAAAGUUAUGCCAAAAUAUGAUUAUUAUUAUAUUUCUACAGUCUUUACUAUGUAAGACUGAAUUUAGCCCAAAACGCUCUUCUCCGUUUUAGGACAAAAGUAUCUAGUAAUUUUUUUCAAAAACAGGUGGAAAAAAAACUAAAUCCGAAACAAAAUCUUUUACCUUCUUAAGUGCUUUAUUUUACAGUGUUAUAAAACUGGAUAUUUUGGUUUGCAAAACAUUUUUGUCCUAAAUUUGCACCCAUUAUGAGAUAUAAUUUCAGCAGUUUUUCCUUUCUGUUUUGUUUUGAACAAAGACAUGUUCAUUGAUCUUACCCAUUAGGUUGAUUUAUUCUGUUUAUGGUUUACAUGAAGACUUGAUGAUCUCUUGAUACUUUGAUCAAUAAUGUAGCGAUGAAGGUCACUGAAUCAAUAAAU